AUGGCGACUCCAACUCCGACUCUGGCUGAGAAGCUGGACAAGAUCAAGUCCCCGGGGCUUCAGAGUCAGCAGAAGACUGUCGUUGUCUUGCAGGCGGUCGAAUCAACCUUGAAGGAGCAGAACACGGCUCCGACUUCUACUGGAUACUUUGCCGCUCUUCUCGCGCUUCUCCAGCAGGCGGAGAGCAAUGGAAACAUUAACAUCGAAUUGGCCACUCCGGUGGUUUAUCUUCUCGACGUAGUCACCCCGUUCGCACCGCAGCCUCUGCUCCGAUCCAAGUUUACUCAGAUCCUUACGCUGCUCGCGCCGGUUUUGCUGGCGCAGGAUGCGGAGCCAAUUCUUCUCAGGACUUCAAUUGGGUGCCUGGAAUCUCUUCUCCUGGCCCAGGAUGCCGCUUCGUGGGAGCUGUCUGUCACCCAGAUCGGACCAAGACGUGCUGUUGCCGGACUGCUGAACCUGGCUUUGGAUCAGCGGCCCAAGGUGCGAAGACGUUCUCAAGAUGCGCUCAAGAGGGUGCUCAAAAAUCCCCCGCCAAGCCCUUCUACGGACCACCCAGCCGCAGACAUGUGCGCCCACACUGCGUUGAAGAAUUUGGAGGAUCUGGCUGCUCAGGCUGUCCAGGCGCGAAAGGGCAAGAAGGCGCCCAGCACAACGCACGACCCGGCAUUGAUCCACGCACUUCAAUUGAUUAAGACAGUAGCAUCUGCGAGUGGUGGCUGGCCGAGCACCAAAAUCGAGUCUCUUUGCGAGCUCCUGCUAAACAUUGCCAAGACGGGCAACGAGUAUAUGACCAUGGCCGCUUUUGAGAUUUUCGAGUUGAUCUUUGAGGGAAUGACAGACGAGCUCACUUCAGCAAAGUUACCUCGCCUAAUGGAAAUUAUUUCAGAGCUGCGACCAGCUGCGAACGAUACCCAACUUGUCCCUGCGUGGCUUGCGAUCCUUUCCCGAGGCUACGAUGUGUCGGCGCAGGUUGAGGCCGACGAGACUUUCCAAAAUCUUCCCGAUCUUUUCAACAUGGUGGCACAGUUCCUUCAGUCUGAUUCCGAAAACAUCAGAAUCUCAGCUUCCGAGUGUUUGGUAUCAUUCAUGGCCAACUGCAUUCCGCCUCAGGUUAUUGUUGAGCCCUCAAUAUACGAUGAGAAGGUUCUGGAUAAGAUUGCCAAAGCGGCCGAGUCUCUCCUCAGCGUUCAAUACCAAGCCGCUUGGUUGCAAACCUUCAAUGUCUUGGAGGCCAUUUUCAUCAGUCUGAGAUGGAGGGCAAACCCCAUCAUGCUCAACGUCACACGAACCAUCGGGGAGAUUCGCGAAAACCCAUCUUUCCGGAACAAGAAGGAGGCAGACGAAGUACUAGGCCAGGCUAUUCGAGCCAUGGGCCCUGAAGCGGUGCUCUCCAUUCUCCCAUUGAACAUCAUCAAGCCCGUAAAGGGUCAGAACGGAAGAGCAUGGCUCUUCCCGAUUCUGCGAGAUUACACCAGCAACACAAAUCUGGCUCAUUUCAAGAGCGAGAUGGUGCCUCUGAGUGAAGUCAUGUUCCAGAAGGUCUUGGAUCACGGGGAAGCUGAAAAGACUAUGGAGAUCAAGAUCUACGAGACGCUGGUGCAGCAAAUCUGGUCUACUCUGCCAGGUUACUGCGACCUGCCUCUCGACUUGAUGGAGUCUUUCGACCAAUCUAUGGCUGAAAUAUUGGCCAAUCUUCUCUACAAGCAAGUCGAUCUGAGACUGGAUAUCUGCAGGGCUCUGAGGACCUUGAUUGAAUCUAACCAAGCUGUUGCAAACAUCGAGGAGGAGGAAGAGGAUCUCCUUCUACAGAGUCGGGUAACCAAGGACGCUGCUCGCAAAAACUUGGCAUAUCUGGGCCAGUUUGCUGGCAAUAUGCUCGCAGUUCUCUUUAACGUGUAUACCCAGACUUUGCCCCAGAGCCGUGGCCCCAUUCUGCAGACUGUGAAUGCCUUCCUCAGCAUCACGCCAAACCAGGAGCUUAUGGAUACGUUCGACCGCGUCAGCAAGAUGCUUGCAGGUGAACUUCAGAAUGCACCAGCUGCUGAGAAGCCCACUCAAGGACAAAAGUCAAAGGAUCACAUGCCAUCCACUGCACAAACCCUUAUGGAUCUUGUCAUUACCAUUUCGGCAUACCUCCCACGAGAGAGCUUCGCUACCUUAUUUGAGAUUGCUUCUGUAAUUAUCAACAAGGAAGAGGAGCCCCAGCUGCAGAAGAAAGCUUACAAGCUGAUUCCACGACUGGCCACUUCCGAGCUUGGCAAGGCCGCUCUGCAGGAGCGAAAUGCUGAGCUGCAAACCCUGAUCCUCUCCAGCUCGGAGAAGGUUUCUGGGCCGGCUAGACGUGAGAGAAUCGCUGCCAUUGCUGCAUUGCUACCCUUUGUCCCUGACAACUGCCUUCACUUCAUUCCUUCUGUUCUGAGCGAGAUUGUCAUCUGCUGCAAGGAGAACAACGAACGAGCCCGUGAAAGUGCAUACGACCUCUUGGUUCAGAUGGGACACAAGAUGGCUGCUGCUAACGGUGCUGUCAUCGACAACAGCAAGGUGCCUCACAUGCCAAGCGAUGCCCCAGCUGCCACUGCCAAUAUCGAAGAGUUCUUCACCAUGGUGAGCGCUGGUCUGGCCGGAAGCACCCCUCACAUGAUCUCUGCGUCAGUCACUGCCAUCAGCCGUCUCCUCUACGAGUUCCGCUCAUCGCUGAGCGACCAGACCUUGUCUGAUCUGGUGCAAACCAUGGAUCUCUUCUUGACUUCAAAUAACCGAGAGAUUGUCAAGAGCUGCCUGGGCUUCGUCAAGGUCUGUGUCAUUAGCCUGCCAGUUGAGCUGAUGAUGCCACGCCUGGACACGCUCGUACCUAACCUGAUUAUCUGGAGCAACGAACACAAGGGCCACUUCAAGGCCAAGGUCAAGCACAUCUUGGAGCGCAUGGUCCGCCGCUUCGGCUUCGAUGCCAUCAACAAGAGCUGCCCCGAGUCCGACAGGAAGCUGCUGGCCAACAUUCGCAAGACCAAAGAGAGAGCAAAGAGAAAGAAGGAUGCUGCCAAGGGUGCUCACGACGACGACGCUAGUGAAGACGACGAAGAGGACGAUGGCAAGCGACAAUAUGAGAACGAAUACGACCGCACUCUGUAUAGCAGCGACUCAGACGAAUCCGAGGGAUCAGAUGACGAGGGCGCACAAAGACCCAAGAAGAAGGCGCAGAAGGGCGGCAAGACAUACAUUGUUGAGGAUGACGACGAGCCCCUUGACCUUCUCGACAAGAAGGCCCUGGCCAGAAUAUCAUCCACCAAGCCCGUCAAGCUUCGCAAGCCCCAAAAGACAAAGGCCAAGACCGAUCUCGACGGCAAGCUCAUCCUCGGCAAGGACAGCGAUGACGAGGGCGCCAUGGACGUCGACCAGCCCGGCGGCGCCGAAAACUCGGGCGUGGGCGCCUACGUCGCCGCCAUCAAGGGCCGCGACGCUGCCAAGCGCGGUCGCGGCGGCAAGCUCAAGUUCUCCAACAAGCGCUCCAAGGACGGCGACGACGGCGACGAGAUGGACGAUGACACCGCCGUGGCCGUCAAGAACAGCAUCAGCCCCGGCCGUGAUCGCGGCAGCAGGGGCCGUGGAAGAGGCGGACCGAUGCGUGGCGCCCGCGGAGGCCGCGGCGGCUCUUUCGGUGGCCCCAGGAGUGGAAAGGGCGGCAUCGCUGCCGGCCGGAGGGGACUCGGCACCGAGAAGAGACAUGGCCCACCGGUCGGCGCGGGAGUGGGCAAGGGGAAGAGGGGAGGCCGGAACUAA
Trichoderma virens Gv29-8 is the source of this 3777-nucleotide messenger RNA. RefSeq lists its product as uncharacterized. The transcript has 2 exons. Bases 1 to 3777 code for a protein of 1258 amino acids. The record is from RefSeq and is a predicted model, not a curated record. NCBI's taxonomy places the organism in Eukaryota, Fungi, Ascomycota, Sordariomycetes, Hypocreales, Hypocreaceae.